GGGAGGAGCUCCGUCGCGGUGUGAUGACGUCGCCCAUGGCCGGGCCGGGCGUGCUACUCGUGCGCCGCUGUGAUUUGGCGCCCUGGUCCUAGCUGUCGAAUUGAGGCAUAUCCCUACUGUGGGUUGGGAUGUUACGUGAUGCUGGAGACGUGGGUGAGGACGAGGAGCAUGCGGAGGAGGAUUGUCCUGAAUUGGUUCCCAUUGAGACGAAGCAAAGAGAGGUGGAAGAAAAGUCUGUGCUCGGCGCCAAGAUCCCAGUCUCAAUCAUCACCGGGUAUUUAGGUGCUGGGAAGACAACACUUCUGAACUAUAUUUUGACAGAACAACAUAGCAAAAGAAUAGCCGUCAUUUUAAAUGAAUUUGGGGAAGGAAGUGCGGUGGAGAAAUCCUUAGCUGUCAGCCAAGGUGGAGAGCUCUACGAAGAGUGGCUGGAACUUGGAAACGGUUGCCUCUGCUGUUCAGUGAAGGAUAAUGGCCUUAGAGCUAUUGAGAAUUUGAUGCAGAAGAAGGGGAAAUUUGAUUAUAUACUGUUAGAGACCACUGGAUUGGCAGAUCCUGGUGCUGUGGCCUCUAUCUUUUGGGUUGAUGCUGAAUUAGGGAGUGAUAUUUAUCUUGAUGGUAUCAUAACUGUUGUAGAUUCAAAAUAUGGAUUAAAACAUUUAAUGGAAGAAAAACCUGAUGGUCUUAUCAAUGAAGCUUCUAGGCAGAUUGCUUUGGCAGAUAUCAUUCUCAUCAAUAAAACAGACUUGGUUCUAGAAGAGGAUUUAAACAAAUUAAGAACAACCAUUAGAUCAAUAAAUGGACUAGGAAAAAUUUUGGAAACACAGAGAUCAAGAGUUGAUCUGUCUGAUGUAUUGGAUCUUCAUGCGUUUGACAGCCUCUCUGGGAUAAGUUUGCAGAAAAAACUUCAACUUGUGCCAGCAAUACAACCUCACCUUGACCAGAGUAUUGUUACAAUCACGUUUGAAGUACCAGGAAAUGUGAAGGAAGAAAGUCUAAAUGUAUUUAUUCAGAAUCUCCUGUGGGAAAAGAAUGUGAGAAACAAGGACGAUCACUGCAUGGAGGUCAUACGGCUGAAGGGGCUGGUGUCAAUCAGAGACAAACCACAGCAAGUGAUUGUCCAGGGUGUCCAUGAGCUCUAUGAUCUGGAGGAAGCUCCAGUGAGCUGGAAAGAUGACACCGAGAGAACAAAUCGAUUGGUCUUUAUUGGCAGAAAUUUAGAUAAGGAUAUCCUUAAACAGCUAUUUAUAGCUACUGUGACAGAAACAGAAAAGAGGCGCACAAAACAUUUGAAAGAAGAUCAAGUUUAUUCAUAACACUAGAAGCAUCUCUUAUCAAAAGGAUGGAUAAUAAAAAUGAGAAUAAGUUUCUAAUG
Molecule: messenger RNA, 1375 nt
Organism: Otolemur garnettii (small-eared galago)
Lineage: Eukaryota; Metazoa; Chordata; Mammalia; Primates; Galagidae
Gene: ZNG1A
Product: COBW domain-containing protein 3
Exons: 15
Coding region: 129-1316 (395 amino acids)
Cellular component (GO): cytoplasm
Source: RefSeq, a predicted model, not a curated record